AUGAGACAGGAUGGAGCAGCGGAUGAGAUUACUUUGCUUUCUCAUCCCCUAAGAAAAAAACUAAAGUUGGAGGGAGGCGGAGAGAACAGCCAUCCUUAUUUCCUCCCCACGUUUCCGCGGAAGGACCGGGGCUGCAGCGGGCUGGGAGAGGGCGCAGGACGAGACGGACCAAUAGCAGUCAACAGGCCCGGCCCGGCAGGGGAGGCCGGUUCUGCACUCCCCGCCCCACCCGGCCCGACUGUGGUCGCCUCGGCCCGGGCUCUCGGGGUGGGGGUGGGGCGGGGGUUCCCUGCCGGAGAAUCCUCCCCCGGGGCUGGCGGUGGGGGGGAGGGGACGGGAUCGGGGAAUGGAGGAUUAAGAAGGACUCGAGCUCGGCACGAGCGCGGCCGGCGCGAGGGAUCCUGGGUAAAAAGUGGCCGCGCGGCACCGGGAGAGCGCGGAGAGGAGCCAGGGUCAGAGGUCAGGGCCCUGGAGCCCCGCUUGCAGAGCCCCCCACGUGAACGCAGCGAGCAGGAGGAACCUUUUUGUUUUCUACCGCGCCAGCAUGCUCCCCUAUUGACCGAGCUGCUUUUCCCGGGCCGCUGGAGAGAGGAGCUCCAUCCCGAAUCUCCUAACCCCACCCCACCCCCGCCUUCCACCGCCAACACACUACCCAACUCUACCCUUCCUCUCUACUCACUUCCCAGCCCCCCGUACCGGCCUUGCAAUAACGCAGUAAAUUUGCUUUAA
Messenger RNA from Rangifer tarandus platyrhynchus (Svalbard reindeer), 729 nucleotides. Lineage: Eukaryota; Metazoa; Chordata; Mammalia; Artiodactyla; Cervidae. The record is from the annotation of a GenBank genome assembly.